Molecule: messenger RNA, 763 nt
Organism: Tetrahymena thermophila SB210
Lineage: Eukaryota; Ciliophora; Oligohymenophorea; Hymenostomatida; Tetrahymenidae
Product: kinase domain protein, putative
Exons: 8
Biological process (GO): activation of GTPase activity; nucleocytoplasmic transport
Cellular component (GO): nucleus; perinuclear region of cytoplasm; cytosol
Molecular function (GO): GTPase activator activity; small GTPase binding
Source: RefSeq, a predicted model, not a curated record
UUCAAUAUAAAUGAAUUAUAAUUCUUUAUCAGAAUUAAGCUCUAAAUUAUCUAAAUUAACAAAUCUGAAAUAUUUGACUCUUGAGCUAGAAAACAAUAAAAUUAAAGAUGAAGGAGCUAUCAGAUUAAGUCAAGCUAUUCUAUAGUUUGCAAAUCUUAAAACACUUAGACUUUCAUUAGACAUGAAUAAAAUUACAAGUAUGGGAGCAUCGGAUCUUAUAUAAAGUGUAGUAAAAUGUAAAAAUAUCUAUUCACUAACUCUUAGCUUGAACGACAAUCAAAUUAGUGAUUAAGAUAUAAAAAAUUUAGGUCAAUCUUUAACUAAAUUAUUUGAACUUCAUAACUUAAAAAUUAGUUUAAGAGACAAUGAAAUUAGUGAUUAAGGUGUCAAAAUGUUAGGUUAAGCUUUAACUAAAUGUUUUAAACUGACUUAAUUAACAAUUAGUUUAAGACGCAAUUAAAUUGGUGAUUAGGGAAUAAUAGAUCUAAGUUAAGGAUUAUCUAAAUGCAAUCAACUUUCAACUUUAAAAAUUAACAUAUAUGGAAAUAACAUAAAUAGCAAAGCAGGUUUAUAUUUCUUAUAAGGAAUAUCAAAAAUCAGAAAUCUCACAAAUUUGAGCCUUUGUACAAGUGUUUAUAGCUUUUAACCAAGUAGAAAAAGUUUUUUCAAAAACAUGUCCUAGAGAAUACUUAAAAUAAAAAGAUUACUAUAUUUUUCAUUAACGAUUUAUUUUUAUGAUGAACCAGAAGAAGAGUAUGUAUGA